AUGCAGUCAGAGCAAAAUGAAACCAUAACGAUGUUAAACGUGACGACCCCGAUCCCUGGUGGUGGUGGAGGCUGCCCACCCGUCGGUAUUCAGCUGGAGGGUCUCAUCCUGCCCCCGGUCCUCACCAUCGACGUCAUACUGGGGCUGCUGGGAAACCUCGUGGCUCUGUGGAUCUUCUGCUUUAAACUGAAGACCUGGAACCCCAACAACCUGUUCCUCUUCAACCUGGUCAUUGCCGACUUCCUGGCGCUGGUGAGUCUGCCGCUGAGGAUCGACGCCCUGCUCCGGGGUCACUGGGUGUUCGGCGACGGUUUGUGCCGGAUCAACCUCUUCCUGAUGUUCUCCAACCGCUCGGCCAGCAUCGCUCUCAUGACUGUGGUGGCAAUUUACCGCUAUUUUAAGGUGGUCCACCCUCACCACCGCUUCAACCGCAUGACGAAGCGUCAGGCUGCGUUCGUGUCCGUGUUCGUCUGGCUGCUGGUGAUGAGUCCUCGGGUUCCCAUGCUGGCGUACAACCACAUCAAGGGCAGCGGCGACAGAACCCAGUGCUUCUUCUUCACCUCUUACAAAGAGGCGUCGCGGGCCAUCAUCAUCCUGGUCGCCAUGCACCGGAUCCUGACGGUGCUGGAGUUCAUCAUCCCGAUGGCCAUGCUGCUGUUCUGCUCCGUCCGGAUCUCCUGCUUCCUGCGGCAGCGACAGAUAGGUAAACCAGACAAGGUGCGGAAGGCGAUGCGAGUGUGCGCCGCCAUCGUCGCGGUGUUCAUGGUGUGCUUCUUACCGACCACGGUGACCACCAUCGGGGUGUGGGUCAUCCGCUCGUACCGCCCGUGGGACUGCGCCUCCUUCUACACCUUCACCCAGCUCACCAUCGUGUCUCUGGGGCUGAACUUCCUGAACUCGGCCCUGGACCCCAUCAUCUAUGUGUUCUCCAGCUCCAUGUUCAGGAAGGCGCUCUGCAGCUCGCUGCCCCGCGCCCUCCGCUGCGGACAGGACGCCGGCGACGGCGAGAAGGGGGCAUCCUCCUCAGGGAGUCAAUCGACCACCCAGCAGGAACUGAAGUCCAUGAGGGCCAGCAGAGGGAGUGAAGCCAUGUGAGGAGCUUCUCCUCCAUAAAAAUGACUGAUUCAGGAAAAAAAAUGUUCAUUCCUGCUCUGAUUCAUUUUUCAAGUUGUCUGCUUGUUGUGUGUUUAUGUGUUUUUUGAUUGAUUGACUCUUUUUUACCACAGCCCUCUCCUUGUGGUUGAGCUGGUGGCAGCAGUGGUCAUGAUGGUGUAAGGUUAAGAAGGUUCAGAAGUUAAUAUAAUUUAUAUUUGAGUUAUUUUACUAAAAGAUGCUUUUACAAUGUUAUAAUUUUCAUCAGUUGGCUGUUUGUGUAUUUAUGUUGCACAUUUAUUAUUUACAUAUUUACAUGUUGAAUGUUUGCAGCUGCGUCUUUAAGGCAGUUUAGGACUGGCUUCUGAUUGGUUAAUUCAGUCUGGUGGGCUGUGAGAAACCAGGAAGUGAAGUU
This is a messenger RNA of Centropristis striata (black sea bass), 1507 nucleotides long. Its product is annotated as hydroxycarboxylic acid receptor 2-like. Gene Ontology annotation, biological process: G protein-coupled receptor signaling pathway. Bases 1 to 1095 code for a protein of 364 amino acids. The record is from RefSeq and is a predicted model, not a curated record. Lineage: Eukaryota; Metazoa; Chordata; Actinopteri; Perciformes; Serranidae. Gene Ontology annotation, cellular component: membrane. The transcript is spliced from 2 exons. Gene Ontology annotation, molecular function: G protein-coupled receptor activity.